This is a messenger RNA of Linum tenue, 2471 nucleotides long. The record is from the annotation of a GenBank genome assembly. Lineage: Eukaryota; Viridiplantae; Streptophyta; Magnoliopsida; Malpighiales; Linaceae.
AUUUUCUCGUUAUUCCCGUGCGCACUACUCUUCUCAAUAAUCAACUAAUUCAGAAAAUCACAGCUUCCUUCCUUCCUUCCUUCCCUUCGAUCCGCCAUAUCUGCGUUUCCCCUCUCCUCCCCCCCACCGUCGUUCCAGAUCCAGUUCGGCGGCCAUGGCGAGGGCGUCUCUCGCUCGCGGACUCCUAUGGAUCUCCGUCCUCGCUUCCGUCUUCUCCCUCCCCGCUCGCUCCUUCUACCUCCCCGGCGUCGCCCCCGAGGAUUUCCAUACGGGGGAUGAAUUGAAGGUGAAAGUAAACAAAUUGACUUCCACGAAGACGCAGCUUCCGUACUCGUUCUAUUCCCUCCCAUUGUGCCGUCCGGGGAAGAUUGUCGAUAGUACUGAGAAUCUCGGGGAGGUUCUUCGCGGUGAUCGCAUCGAGAACUCUCCCUACGUGUUUAAAAUGAGGGAGCCGCAAAUGUGCAAGAUUGUAUGCCACACGAAGCUCAACGAGAAGACCACGAAGGCGUUCAAGGAAAAGAUAGAUGACGAGUACCGGGUCAACAUGAUAUUGGACAAUCUUCCUUUGGUUGUACCGAUUCCAAGGCUCGAUCAGGAAAAUUCUGUAGUGUAUCAACAAGGGUUUCAUGUUGGUUUGAAAGGGCAGUAUGCUGGAACCAAGGAUCAAAAGCAUUUCAUCCAUAAUCACUUAUCAUUUACCGUCAAGUACCACAAAGAUCUUCAGACCGAUUCUGCAAGGAUUGUAGGGUUUGAGGUCAAACCAUACAGUGUCAAACAUGAGUAUGAGGGAGAAUGGAAGGGCGAGAACACCCGUCUAACAACAUGUGAUCCUCAUGCAAAACGAGCAGUUACCAGCUCCGAAACUCCUCAGGAGGUUGAGAAUAAGCAGGAUAUAAUUUUCACGUACGAUGUCGAGUUCAAGGAAAGUGACGUGAAGUGGGCGUCUCGUUGGGACACCUAUCUUCUAAUGGCCGACGAUCAGAUCCAUUGGUUCUCAAUCGUCAACUCAUUGAUGAUUGUCCUUUUCCUCUCAGGCAUGGUAGCCAUGAUAAUGCUGCGGACCCUUUACCGGGACAUCUCCAAGUACAAUCAACUCGAGACCCAGGAAGAAGCUCAAGAAGAGACAGGCUGGAAGUUGGUCCAUGGAGACGUCUUCAGGCCUCCAUCAAACUCCGACUGGCUCUGUGUCUAUGUCGGAACUGGGGUUCAGUUCUUCGGGAUGCUCCUUGUCACCAUGAUCUUUGCUGUUCUAGGUUUCCUCUCACCUUCUAACCGUGGUGGGCUGAUGACUGCCAUGCUCCUGCUCUUCGUGUUCAUGGGCCUCUUUGCUGGUUAUGCUGCGACUCGCCUCUUCAAGAUGUUCAAGGGCACAGAAUGGAAGAAGAUAGCACUCAAAACCGCUUUCAUGUUCCCUGCCACCGUCUUUGUCGUGUUCUUCAUCUUGAACGCCUUGAUCUGGGGCGAGAAGUCGUCGGGGGCAGUGCCAUUCGGGACCAUGUUCGCUCUGGUCUUCUUAUGGUUUGGAAUAUCAGUCCCACUAGUCUUCGUCGGCGGCUACCUGGGUUUCAAGAAGCCUGCCAUCGAAGAUCCCGUGAAGACCAACAAGAUCCCGAGGCAGAUCCCAGAACAAGCGUGGUACAUGAACCCUGCAUUCUCGAUCCUGAUCGGAGGAAUCCUCCCCUUCGGGGCCGUCUUCAUCGAGCUAUUCUUCAUCCUCACCUCGAUCUGGCUGCACCAGUUCUACUACAUCUUCGGAUUCCUGUUCAUCGUCUUCGUCAUCCUCAUCAUCACCUGCGCCGAGAUCACGGUCGUGCUCUGCUACUUUCAGCUCUGCAGCGAGGACUACCUGUGGUGGUGGAGGUCGUACCUAACAGCAGGUUCGUCCGCUCUCUAUCUAUUCCUAUACGCUGCCUUCUACUUCUUUACCAAGCUCGAGAUCACGAAACCGGUUUCGGGGAUCUUGUACUUCGGUUACAUGCUGAUUGGGUCGUACGGUUUCUUCGUCCUCACUGGUACCAUCGGUUUCUACGCUUGCUUCUGGUUCACGAGGCUCAUUUACUCGUCCGUAAAGAUCGACUGAACAUUGAUGAUAUAUACAUGGGGUUUGUUACUUGUUAGUUAAGUUAGUUCACAAUGUUAGAGAGGCAAGAGGCAAACGUUUUCUCGAGGGUUGGGUAGUAGAAGAGAGUGUUGGAAUACUGUUGUUAUUAGUCUACUCCUGAGGUCUUACCCCUCCUGUUUUGAGCUCAUCUCAGAAACCAAACAAGGGGAAAGCAAGAAAUUUUACAGUAAAAUCUCGAAUCUGGAAUUUAUCUACACGGAUUGUUUUGUUCUACAGGCGUACGUUUAUGAUUAUGGUGUAGUUUCCUAUUCUUUGAUGUGUUGUUGCUAUUUUUGCAAUGUACUCUCUAAUCUUUGCAUCUUGUGAUAUAUCAAUUGAAAUAGAGGAUAACAAUGGUGCCAUUAUCUUA